AAGCCGAAGACCGAGCCCGAGAGGCCUGGCUACGAAAAUCCUUUUCCGUCAAUGGCCGUAGAUGGCCGUCUAUGAUCGUCUAUGGUAUAGGAUGUCAGCUAAGAUGUGGAUGUGGUAAGGUGUGGUAAGAUGUGGCAAGAUAUGGUGAGAUAGUACGAGAUAGUAAGAAAAGAUCAAAAGGAGGAAGAUGCGAUUGAAACCUGCGAUUUGAAAUGAUUUGAAACGGUGAACGCAUUGUUCUGGUACUCGUAGCCGUACAAUUCGGUGAGAAAUUCGUUUGAACAAAAAGAUCGGGCCAGUCUGGUUGCUUGGCAUUUUGCCAAAUUGGACUUGUCUUUGCGCCUCGGGAAGUAUGGGCUUGCAAGACUUACAAGUCCCAAUUCUACAAUUGGGCCCAUCGCACUAAGUCAACACGUUGGAAGCCAGGCGUGUUUUCUGAAAAUGGCAACGGGAUACAGUUGGGACAUUUGCCCAAAAGCACAUGAGCUUGGGUGGUGACCUGUCUCAAACUGAUGGAAUGGAGAUGCUCCCAGGAUGUCCGACCAGCAAGAACUCCACUUCCAGAUGGUCGCAUGGAAUGCGAGUUCUGCGGCCGGAAGUUCAAUCCUGCAAGCUAUGAGCGACAUCAGCCCAUCUGUCAGAAGGUUUUCGGAGGAACUCGACCGCAGUUCCUUUCGUCACACGUCUCAAAGGGCAGCGACAGAGCACGCGCGGCCAAUCGAGGGGGCGGCCCUGUCGGACAGGGCUCAAACGGACACAGUCCGCGGUCUCCCAAAGCUCCUACGCAAAGGUCGCAACCUGGCCAUAGCAGUCCCAGAGGCUCAGCUGGCGAAAAUCCAGGUCAUGGAAAAAACGCCGUGGCGAAGCCUCAAAGGACACCAACUGGACCAGAACCGUGCCACGGAUCUGAUGUGCCCAGGGCUAGACAGGAUUCACAGGAGCUUGAGCAGCGGGUCAUGCGAGUCAUGAGUGACCAAAUGGAGGAGCUCAGGAAUCUGAGGCAGCAGGUUCGCGAGGAGCCUGAAUCCCACGGCAAGGUUGAGAAGGAUUCAGCUGCAGUCAGCAAAGCUGGAGAUUCAACAGGGGCAUGCGCCCCGAAGCCGCAGGAGCGAGCCAGACGAGCGCCAAAAAGUCCGACGAAUCCAGAGGAGAGGUUGCUGCCACAGCCAAAGAAAGCUGCUGUUGAGGACCGGAUCCCAAAGAGCCCUGUGCUUAGCGAAUCAGCGCCUUGCCGCUCCCUUGUUUCAGCUGCUGAAAUGCAGCUGAUACCCUGUGAGGAUUGUGGGCGUCGCUUUAAUCCAGCGAGUCUGGAGAAGCACCGAGCUGUCUGUCGGAACGUCUUUGGCAAGACUCGCUCGACCUUCGAGUCACAGAACCAGCGGCUGCGUGGGGUCAAGUCGCAGGAGGCUUCCGAAAACAGCGAAGCUUCACGAAGAAGACAUCGAGCUGUGCUGGAGACCAAAGUAGAAGUCCACCAGCCAGCUGUGGCGGCAACAGUGACUUCCAGGGCUGCAGAGGCUGAGACGCCUGCAGAACGUAAAGCAGGUACCAGUCCGAGACGUGCUACACGUGAGUCUGAGUUGCAACCUUGCCAACACUGUCAAAGAUCCUUUCGGCCAGCCGCACUUGACAAGCACAUGAAGGUGUGUCAGAGUGUGUUCCCUUCCCAUGAUGCCAAGCGCAAUUUCCAAAACAGUCGUGAUCAUCGAAACGCAAAAGGACAUACUUCAGAGGUCGAAAGCAAAGUGAUCAAAGCAACCAAUUCCACCCCACCGCGAGUGCGACCCAAAGUGGCCGAGCAAGCAAAGGAGAAGGUUGAACGAGAGGUGCCGGAAAGCACCCCAAUGAUCUUCGGUGGAGAACAGGCCGAGCCUGGAAGUCCCAUUUGGUCGUUGGCUUUUGAAGCUCCAGAGGCAGCUGGAGAACCCGCCCGCGGCCUGGACGUUUGGGAGCAAGAGGUCGAAGAAGCCAUCCAGGCGAUGUCUGAACCCAUACAGGACGUCUCCCCUUUGACCAUGUGGACACCUGGAUGUCCAGCCUCCGCAUCCUCCAGCUGCCUUCAGGAAAGAGCCACGUUGCUUGAGCGAGCUCGUUUGGGCAUGAAAAUGGGUCAGCGCCCACAGCAAGCCUUGUUCGGCUCCACAUCGGAAGUGGUGCUCACGGCCGACAGGUAUCGUGCCUUGCUGCCAUCUUCCACGCUGGAGUCGAGUGCAACUCCGGCAGAUCGAAUGUCUCAGACAGUCCAAGCAGCACCCCGUUUCUUUCAGGCUGGAGUCUCAACUCAUGAGGUGCCUCAGUACCGAGGUGUGCCUGACUAUCUAAGCAGAUCUCAGCCCAUUGUGCCAACAGUGGCAGAGGCACCUCUUUCAAGUCGCGAAAGCCGCGAAACGAACCGUCGGAUGGAGGCGAGUCCAAUCCGUCGCUUGAGCUUCCAAUCUCUAGGUGCGACUGAUGCCGGAGUAUCCAGAGCUUCUGGCUUGAGGUUGCCAGUGCAGCGGCGGGAGCCACAACAAGCGCAACAAGGGCCACCAGUUGAGGUCAGAACUGUUCCCAGGAGCCAAGUGUCGGCCAAGGUGAAACCGGGCGUCGGACGUGAAGAUCCAGCGCCAGCGAAGAUUUCAUUGAGUCAAUCCUUCACCCUGUCUGCUUCUGCUGGCAGCCCACUACAGUCCAGAUCAGGAUCCAUGCAGCUACCCGUGAGAUCGCAAAGAACGCCACGAGAGCAGCCGCAGGCCUUUGCAGUUCCUGCCGCCCCACCACCCUCACCUUCAGUACCCGCACGACAGCGGCCGCAGAUUUCAAGCUUUGAGACGGUGGCUCCGGUCCCAUCCGCACCCUCCCCUCGCGGUGGCGCUUGUGUGGUUUCUCCACAGGGGCUGCAGCCUUCCAUGUCUUGGGACGUCUCCAGCAUAGGAUGUGGCUACGGCGUAGCGUCCCCUCUGGGCUGCACCACGUCACCCCUGCUGCGUGUACGAAGUGUGGAGCCUCCGCGGAGACAGGUCAUGGUGACCCCCCAGCACCGGACGGUGCCGCGGCUGGAUUUGGGGAAGGUGAGGCGAUGA
Molecule: messenger RNA, 3062 nt
Organism: Cladocopium goreaui
Lineage: Eukaryota; Dinophyceae; Suessiales; Symbiodiniaceae
Source: the annotation of a GenBank genome assembly